UUCUUCUAUAAAUUCUUUUACUAUUUAUUUUAACGUGUCGUCGUGGUGUAUUUGUUUAAAAUUAAAUUUAUUUAUUUUCUAAAAAACAAAAAAACUAUUUAAAAAAACUUUGUUAUAAUUCCUACUAAACAAUGGAUUCAAUUGAAGAGUUUUUGCAAAAUUAUUAAAAGGAUUUUAAAUCCUUUCAAACAUUGACCCCCCAAACUCCUAUAAAAAUUAGUUUUAAAAGUUCAAUUAAAACUGAUUCUCUUGUUUGAAUCUUAUGUGGGAUUUGAUUCUAUUCUAUUAUAUAGAGGAAAUUUUCAAAUAAUAAGUAAGCCGGAGAACGCAAGAGACAUUUCAUCAACGAGUUUAACAACUGAUGGAUGGAAAUGCUCAAAAUAUGUUUCACGGAAAUCAUCAAGGAGACCCCUACUAUCGCUAUGACCCCGCCGCUGCAGCUGCCGCAGCUGCAGCUUCCCCUAGGGCCAUGGGUCCUCCCGGUGGCUAUCCCCGCCAUCGAGCCCCACAUCCGUUGCAACAGCAACCUCAAUAUCCCACUUAUCAACCAGCGGCAGAUAAUAUUUAUGGUUUAAGUGCAGCCGAUCAACAUGCCGGCAUGGGUAUGGGUGAUUUAAGCGGUUGGGGAGCAGCUCCAACAGUGCCCGGUCAGGCUGGGGCCUAUCCAGGUACCGGUUUAGGAGCCUAUGGUCACCCCCAGGCUGGUCCGCCUUCGCAGCAGAGGCAAUCAUCAGCACAACCAAGUUACCGCCAACAUAUGCCCGCCUAUGGUCAGCAGGAUCCCCAAAAAUUACCUUAUGCCACACAGCAGAGCAUGAUGAGUGGUUUAUUGCAACAGCCAGGCGCAAAUGUUGGCCCUGCCGGUUACGGUGCCCUUACACAACAACAACCACAGCAGCAACAACAGGCAUCGACACCACAACAACAGCAGCAACAGAGUCAACAAUCACGUCUGCCUCAGCAUUAUCCACAAGCUCCCACACAACAUCCCCUCUAUCCGGGUGCUCCUACGCAGGGACAGCCGGGUGGCUCGAGUGGACCCGGUGUACCCAGUAGUACACAAGGCUAUGCUCAUAGUCCUUAUGGAGCGCCCAUGCAACAUCAACCUGGCCGAUCAUCACAGCAUGUUGGUUAUGGUCAUGCUGGUCUGGAGCAACCAAGUCCGUAUGGGCAACAUGUACCGGGAGGAGCAGCAACCCCUGGUGGAGUGCCCGCACAUCAUUUGGCUGCCCAACAGCAGGCUGGACAAUUGGGUGCCCAUCCAUCGCCUCAUAUGGUGAGUGCAGGCGCCCAACAACAACAGCAGCAGCAACAGCAAACACCAGCUAGUAUGCAACAUGGUGUACCAACCGGUUUGGGUACACCACAACAGCAGCAACAAAGUUCUACACACUUGCUUCAGAGUCAACAGCAACAGCAGCAGCAACAACAACAACAACAGCAACAAUCCCAAAAUCAUGUUGGUCUAAUGCAGGGAUCAACUCAACAUCAACAAUUGCCAGCUCCGCAUAGCAUGGGAGUACCGCCUACCUACGGAGGUCAUCACCAGCAACAGCAGCAAUCCCAACCACAACCUCCACCCACACAGCAGCCGGUUAGCGGUGCCCCUCCCUAUAUGACGGCCUCUGGCAAACAUCAGGCCACUGCAUCGCCACAAUACAGGGCCCCUUUUCCACAAUUAUCUCCGCAAAUGUCUCCGCGACAGCCGACCAUGUCUCCGCAUCCACAAAUGUCGCCACGGCCAGGCAUGAGUCCCGCAAAACCUCCACCACCAACACAGCAGCAGCAACAGGGACCAUCGCCACAAGCCCAACAACAGCCUCCGGUUAAUUCACCCAGUCAACAGCAGCAGCAACAACCCACUCACCACAGUAUUUCCGGUAUGGUGGGUUUGACUUCGCCCAGACAGCCAGCUGGUAGCAGGGGUCCUGAACCACCUAGUUCAAAGGCCAGUUCGGUGGGCGGUCCACCGGUGAACACGCUACAAGCUUUGGAACAAAUGGUUAUGCCGGGACAAGGCAUGUCGUCGGGACCAAUGGAUUAUCCAUCAGCAUAUCGGCAGGCAGCGGCUCAGCAUGGCCCCAUGGGUCCUCGAAUGCCGGUAUCGCCACAACAUCAUCAACAGUGGUCGGCUCAUUUGAGCAUGCAACAGAGUCAACAGCAGGCACCACCAAAUCCGAUGAGUGUAGGUCAAAUGACGGCGCCACCACAAAUGCCUCAUCCGCAACAACAGCAGCAGCAACAUCAACAGCAGAUGGGUAUGUAUGGUCAACCAACGCCGCCGCAAACACACCAUCAGCAGCAACAACAAACAUCACAACAACAGCAGCAGCAACCACCAACGCAACAACAACAGACUGUAACACAACCACCAACUUCACAUGCUGGACAUUUAGCUACACCUGCCUCUCAGACUACGCAACAGCAGCAGCAAGUAACUCCUCCCCAUGUACAGCAACAGCAACAACAACAGCAGCAACAACAACAUCAACAGCAACAACAACACCAACAACAACAGCAGCAACAACAAUUGAGCGAGCAAUUGCAGCAUUCCAUUAAUGAUAUUGUGGGUAAUACAUCCAACUCUCAACAACAGCAGCAACAACCCUCCCAUACCUCCUCCAUGUCACCCAUGCAUCACCAACCUGGAGGCAUGUCUUCGAUGCAUUUGAUGAGCUCAGCCUCUGCGGCUCAUCAUCAAAUGACACCAGAAGCUCAUCAUACACCUUCAGCUAUGAUGCAGGCUAGAACAGCAACUCCCUCUCAAGAAACACAAAUGACUCCAACAACACCAACGAGUCAACAACAGCAAAUUCAACCGCAUCAUGUGCAACAGCAGCAAUCACCUUUACAACCUCCUCCACAUUUGCAACAGCAGCAAAAACAACAAAGUCCUCAUCCUCAUCAGCAGCAACAUAGUCCUCAUCCUACUACCACCCACCAUCAACCACAACAACAACAACAGCAACAACAACAAAGUCCACAUCCCCACCAACAGCAACAGAGUCCUCACACUCACCCUCAGCAGCAAUCACCGUUGCAUCCAACCCAACAACAGCAUCAAAGCUAUCAACAACAACAGCAGCAGCAACAUCAAUCACCCUUCAAUCCACAAGAUCCUUUUUCGACAAUGAUGCAACAUCAGCAGCAGCAAGCCACACCUACACCCCCGCCCCAACAACAGGCCCCUACCAUACAACCUGCAGAAACCAGUUCCACACCUAAUGCGAUAGUUCCAACAUCAGCACCCUCAUCCAUAGUCCAACAACAGACAACAACCCCUACAUCCAGCAUCAUGUCACCGGCUCAUGUCUCUUCUCCUCUGACCACAAUGUCCUCGACUCUGAGCAAAUCCCAGCAGCAAUCACAAUUGCAAACAACACAGCAGCAACAACAACCUUCAACACCCUCCACACCCUCCACACCCACGCAACAUCAUCUAAUCAGUGGAAUCCUUAAUGAAACUGCCAAUUCAAAUGAUUCUUCAACACUCGCCGUUGCGGCCAAUGACAGCAAUAACAGCAGCAGUAAUUCCUCGACCAACAGUACGGUCAACAAUCAUCCUACAUCAAUACAUGACAGCAAUUCACAGAGUUCCAUUAAUAGCAAUCAUAAUACCCCGGCUACUCUAAAUGCCAUAGAGUCUAGUUUAGGAGCCACCAGUAACGCUCUCUUAAAUUCCAAUUCCAACUCUGCCACUAAUGCGGGAGUAAUUAGUGGUGGUGGUGGAGGCGGUAGUAAUAGUGUGAGUGGAGGUAUUUUGGAUAGCGCUGGCGCUAGUCUAUUCGAUAAUAAUUCCAUGUCUUCAAACAGUGGAGCGGUUAAUACCCAAGUAUCCGCUUCAUCUACUGCAGCGGCAGCCAUUAUGGAUAGCAAUUCGCAAAGUUCAUUUAUGGGAGCCAUGGCUGGACAAGAUUUUAGAGAUGAAAAGUCAAUGGGUAAGUCUGCGGAAUCUGAAGAGACACCCAUGGAUACUACAGAGGCCAGAGAUUUUCCAACCAAUACACCGACUGAUACGACAAUAAACGAAGAAACUAGUGGGACGACAGGAGCUGCUGAAAUAGCAGCUAAAGUUAUCGAUGAAGAUACUAUCUCUUUGCCCACAACUCAAACACCAACCGGCGGUGAACAGGAAAUAACGGAUAAUAACGUUACUCCCCAAGAGGUAACAAAGGUGGUGACAACACCAGAAAUAACUCCUGCAACUGAGGCUACAAAUGAAGAAAAAGUGGUUGAAUCGAAACCGGAGGAAAAGGUCGAAGCUUCUUUGACAACAUUAAGCACACCACAAACGCAGACAUCUACAACUACACCCACACCAACUUCAACGCCCACUCUGCCCACUACGCUGCCCAGUCAGACACCAACUCCUCCAAUUGUUAGCGAAGUUGUUGGCAUGAUAGGACAAAAACCUCCACAAAGUGCAUUACAAACAUUGGCACCACGUCCACCACACCCAGCUAUGGGUCCCAACUCAAUGACGGGAAUGAUGCCCCCUCACCCUCCACCUCCGCCGCAUGUUAUGCCCCCAGGACCGGGAAUGACGGCUAUGGGCUAUGAUGGAACACCGGUAGGACCUACAACGCCCCAACCCACAAUGACACCACAUGGUAUGCCACCGCAUGCCAUGAUGCCACCCUAUCCACCACCACCGCCGCCAACACAAGGAGGUCCUCAGGGUCCCCAUAUGGGCUAUCCGCCAUACCCAAUGCUUCAUCAACAGGAAAUAGCAGCUUUACAACAGCAACUACAGGAACUUUACUGUAUGCCACCACAACAUGAUCAUCAAGAGAAAAUAAUGCGUUUGCAAGAACGUCUCAAUAUAGUGCAACAGCAUGAAAUCACCGAUCAGUGCGCGGGUGGACCUCAAUGUCUGCUAUAUCAAUCGAUGCCUCCGCAACUGUAUGGACCCGCAGCCAUGCAUCAGGCUCAAAUGAUAGAAACACCUCAGGUGUCGAGCACUACUGGCAGGGGUAGAGGAAAAGGCACCAACAAACCGCGCAAGCCAAGAGUUAAAAAAGGUGAGAAGGGCCUUUUGGCACCCACCAGCGAAUUGAUGGAUAUCAGUGGCAAUGUGGUAGUGCAACAAACAUCCAUACCCCCCAAUCAAUUGCCGGUUUCAGAGGAUUGUGUUACCCAAGGAGCAGGAGAUACAUCGGUAGUCGGUAUGUUGGAGUAUCAUGAAGGCAGUGGUGGUGAUCAUUCCCAAGAUGUACAUUCGGCCAAUGAACUUGAUACUUCCACCGAUGGCACGGGAAAGAAAAAGAAACCUAGAAAGCCGCGCACACCCAAGGAUCCCAACAAGCCACCUAAGGAGAGAACACCAAAGGUGAAAAAGAUUAAAGGUGUACCGGUGGAGGGUCAAGAGGGUGUAGAAACGACGCCCGGCACAGUAGGCCGUAAACGUCAGCCAGGAGGAGCACGCAAAAAGAAAUUAGCUGAAGAAGCUGAUGCAGAUAAAUCGGCUGGUGCUGGUUUGUUGACGACAGAAGCUGGUAGUGAGAACGAGGAUAACAAACCUUUAAUGGCAAAAACUUCAGCCGGCGAAGGUGUCGAACCAGACGCUGAUGGUGAUAAUAAACCAGAAACAACCACUUUGGAUGUCGAUUUAAAAUGUUCCACGGUAGAUGGAGAAUCUCCCGAUUACGAUGAUAUACCAGUAUCGAAAAUACCCAAAGGUGAUGAUAGCGCCGGACACCAUGAGGUGGGAGAUGAAACCAUUGACUCUAUACCAGAUUCAGCUGGUGAUUCCACGGCUACUCCCAGCAGACGAACCAAGAAGAGGCGUGGCCGAGGAGCCAGCAGUAAUCAUGGUGAAGAUGGUGAGGGUAGAUCCGGGCGCAGAAGGGGUCAACUUUCGGCUAAAGCCUUAAAAAAGAGACGUAAUAGAGGACGCAUAGUGCCCGAAUCAGAUGGUGAAGAUGAUAAUCUACAGGCCACACCGCCGCCAUCGCCACCACCCGAUAAUGAUCUGGACACCAGCAAGCGUAGAUCUUCUCGAAAUACACAACGUAAAAAGUACAUAGACGAUGUCAUGCUUAGAUUCUCAGACGAUGAAAAUGAAUCGUUGUUGGGUUCCUCGCCCCUAAAAAAAGAAAAGAAAUCCUCCUCUGCUGCUUCAACUUCAGCAUCGGCUUUAGCUGCUGCUAGUGGUAACACUAGUGAUAACGAGAAAGGCGAUCAAUUAAUCUCUUCACAACAGACGGAUGGUGGUCAAGAAUUGCCAACUACCAGCAGUGAAGAUAAAUCUAACAAUGCUGAAGAUAUACCCGGAGGUGAAGCCACCUCCAGCACGACUUCCUCAGCUACAUUUGUUAAUGAGAAAAGUGAAAAAUCUCAAGAUGCGCCUCCACCAGCUUCUGCAAAACCCAAUUAUGUUUACAUCAAUACCGGAGACGAGGAUAGCAUGGUGGUACAAUAUGUAUUGGCAGUGAGAAUGGGUAAACGUGAGUUAUUGCCCGAACCGCCGCCACGACCACCAACACCUAAACCUAAGGUGGAAGAUGAUAAACCCAAAAAUGAAGAGGAAAAUAAGGAGUCUAAAGAUAAUAAUGAAGAUAAAGAAACAAAAACGGAUACCGAUAAAGAAAAAUCAGAAGAUCAAGAAAUUAAAGGAGAGACUGCCACUUCUACAGAUGAAAAGAAGGAAUCAAUUAGUGAUGAAAAAGAUGCCGUAGAACAAGAAGGCAAGGAAGAUGAGAAAAAAUCUGAAGAAGAAAAGGAAAGCUCUGAAAACAAGACUGAAGAAAAAUCUGAAAAAGAAGAGAAAAUGGAAGUGGAUGAGAAACCAAUUGAAGAUAAACAAACUUCCGAGGAAAAGGUAGAAACUAAAGAAGAAAAGAAACCAGAAGAGAAGGAAGAAGAAAAUAGAGAACAAAUAAAUGAUAAGAUGGAAGUUGAAACUGAUGAAAAGAAAACUGAAACAGAAGAAGAGAAAGAAGAAAAGAUGGAAGUAGAAGAAGAAGAAGUUGAAAAAGAGAAGGAAAGUGAGAAAGAAAAAGAGGAAUGUAAAUCUCUUGAAACAAAUGAAGAAAGUGUGUCUAAUAAAGACAAAAAACAGGAUGAAGAAACUAAAACUGAACAAUCCACUAAGGACGAUGAAAGCAUGGAAGUGGAAACCACAGAUGAAGACAAAAAAUCAACUGAAGAUAAAACUGAAAAAGAAGAAAGCAAAGAGCCAAGCUCAGAAGAAACUAAAGAUGAAAAGAAAGAUGUCAAAACUGAAGAUGAUAAGAAACCCGAUGACGAUAAAACUAAACCAGAACCUGUAUAUAUAGAAGUAGAAGAAUUCUUAGUUAAAUACCGCAAUUUCUCUUAUCUUCACUGUGAGUGGCGCACGGAAGAAGAACUUUUCAAGGGUGACCGUCGUGUUGGAGCCAAAAUCAGACGUUUCCAACAGAAACAAGCCCAACAAAUGAAUGUUUUCGAAAAUCUCGAAGAGGAAUAUUUCAAUCCGGACUUUGUUGAGGUCGAUCGUGUGUUAGACAUGUCCGUGCACACCGAUGAACAGACAGGUGAAACUACCAAACAUUAUUUGGUUAAAUGGAAGUCAUUGCCCUAUGAAGACUGUACAUGGGAGUUAGAAGAAGAUGUUGAUGAUGAUAAAAUCGAACAAUAUGUUCGCUUUAAUAAAAUACCACCACGCACAGAGUGGAAACCCAAAAAGCGACCAACACCCGAUCAAUGGAAGAAAUUGGAUAAGACUCCUGUGUAUAAGGGUGGAAAUACUUUGAGACCCUAUCAAUUGGAGGGUUUAAAUUGGUUGAAAUUCUCCUGGUAUAACACACACAAUUGUAUAUUAGCCGAUGAAAUGGGUUUGGGUAAAACUAUACAAAGUUUAACAUUUGUCCAUUCCGUGUACGAGUUUGGCAUUAGGGGUCCUUUCUUAGUUAUAGCACCCCUCUCCACUAUACCCAAUUGGCAGCGUGAAUUUGAAAGUUGGACUGAUAUGAAUAUUGUGGUAUAUCAUGGUUCGGUGACCAGUAAACAAAUGAUCCAGGACUACGAAUUCUUUUUCAAAACCGAAAGUGGCAAAGUUCUCAAAGAGCCUACCAAGUUUAAUGUGCUUAUUACCACCUUUGAAAUGAUUGUGACGGAUCAUAUGGAUUUGAAAAAUUUCAAUUGGCGUUUAUGUGUCAUUGAUGAGGCUCAUAGAUUGAAAAAUCGUAAUUGCAAACUUUUGGAUGGUUUGCGCCAACUUAAUUUAGAACACAGAGUUUUGUUAUCCGGUACUCCUUUACAGAAUAACAUGAGUGAAUUGUUCUCUUUGCUUAAUUUCCUUGAACCCAGUCAAUUUUCUUCGGCAGAAGAGUUUAUGGCGGAAUUUGGUAGUUUAAAAACUGAGGAGGAAGUCAAUAAAUUGCAGGCCUUGUUAAAACCCAUGAUGUUGAGAAGAUUAAAGGAUGAUGUUGAGAAAUCCUUGGCUCCCAAAGAAGAAACUAUUAUAGAGGUAGAGCUGACAAAUAUACAAAAGAAAUAUUAUCGUGGUAUUUUGGAACAAAAUUUUGCCUUUUUGAAGAAGGGCACCACCUCAGCCAAUAUACCAAAUCUCAUGAACACCAUGAUGGAAUUGAGAAAGUGUUGUAUACAUCCUUAUCUUCUCAAUGGUGCAGAGGAACAAAUCCAAUACGAUUAUCGUCAUCAACAUGGUGAAGAUCCUGAGUCUUACUACAAAAAUAUUAUACAUUCUUCGGGUAAAAUGGUAUUGAUAGACAAGCUGUUGCCCAAAUUAAAGGCCAACGGCCAUAGGGUAUUGAUUUUUUCUCAAAUGGUUAAAUGUCUUGAUAUCUUGGAAGAUUAUCUUAUAUAUCGCAAAUAUCCUUUUGAACGUAUAGAUGGUCGUAUACGUGGUAAUUUAAGGCAAGAAGCAAUUGAUCGUUAUUCCAAACCCGGUUCAGAUAGAUUCGUUUUCUUGCUGUGCACCAAGGCUGGUGGUUUGGGUAUUAAUUUAACAGCUGCUGAUACUGUUAUCAUUUACGAUUCCGAUUGGAAUCCUCAAAAUGAUUUACAAGCUCAGGCCCGUUGCCAUCGUAUUGGUCAACGUAAAAUGGUUAAAAUCUAUCGUUUGUUAUGCCGCAACACUUACGAACGUGAAAUGUUUGAUAAGGCGUCUUUGAAAUUGGGUCUUGAUAAGGCUGUCUUGCAGUCCAUGAACACUCAUGCUUCCAAGGAAGGAGGCAAUAAACAGCUGUCGAAAAAGGAAAUUGAAGAUCUAUUGAAAAAGGGUGCCUAUGGCGCUGUUAUGGAUGAUGACAAUGCUGGCGAUAAGUUUUGUGAAGAAGAUAUUGAUUCUAUUCUAAAGAGACGUACACAAGUUAUUACCAUGGAACAGGAGAAAGGUUCUACCUUUUCCAAAGCUUCCUUUGCCGCUUCCGGUAAUCGUUCGGACAUCACCAUUGAUGAUCCAGACUUUUGGACAAAAUGGGCUAAGAAAGCCGACAUUGAUCCAGAUGCUGUGGAAAAAGAUGAAACUGAAGAUUUGGUUUUGUCAGAACCACGCAGAAGAACACAAAUUAAACGUUAUGGUCAUGAAGAUGUUAUGGAACUUAAUUCGGAAGAUUCUUCCAAUGAGAAUAGUGAUGAAGAAGGUGGUAUAGGUUUACGUUCAACACGUAGAUCACGCAAAGAAAAACGAGAAAGAUGUCGUGAGAAGAAAGCCAAUGAUGAGUAUAUACCCCGAGAAAGAGAUGCUUUAGCUGCUUUGGGUCUGGAAGAGAUACACUAUGGCAAUUGGGCUAAAUCCGAAUGUUUCAAAGUGGAAAAGGGUUUAUUAUCAUUUGGCUGGGGACGUUGGCCAGAAAUCUUAGAAUUGGGUCAAUUUAAACGCGGUUGGCGUGAAAUUGAUGUUGAAGAUUGUGCCCGAAUAAUUCUACUCUAUUGCUUGCAAGUCUACAAGGGUGAUGAGAAGAUAAAAACUUUUAUUUGGGAUCUUAUAACACCCACCGAAGAUGGUGAAAUACAAAAAAUUAGCCGGGAUCAUAGUGGUCUCCAUAAUUUGGUGCCACGAGGUAGGAAUGCAAAAGGACGUAAUGGUGGUAAAACUCAAAAAGAGCUAGCCGCUCAAGCUGCUGCCGAAGCAGCCGAGGCAGCUGCUGCAGCUGCGGCGGCCGCUGCUGCUGCAGCCACCGGUUUAAAGACAGCUAAAAAAGAAAUUGGUACACAGGGUCUACAGAAUAUACAGGAUCCAAAUCACUGGAGUAAACAUGAAAAAUAUGAUGCUGAUUCAUAUUUGGAAGGAGCCUACAAAAAACAUUUAAGCAGACACGCGAAUAAAGUUUUAUUGCGCGUUCGUAUGCUUUAUUAUAUACAACAUGAGGUGAUUGGAGAUCUGGUACAACAGAUUAAAGAGAAUACUCCGGUCAGUGAGCUUCCUAUACGCCCUCCUACAAUGGCCGAGACCGUGCCUGCUUCUUGGUGGAAUCCUCCCUGCUGCGAUAAGAGUCUUUUGGUGGGCACUUUUAAACAUGGCUGUGAAAUGUAUCGUGUUAUGCGUUCAGAUCCUGCAUUAUGUUUUGCUGGACACGUUGGUUCGCCGAACGAUGAUGUUACCGUAACUAACUUGCCGAUCAACGAAGACGAUGCAAAUUCCAAACAAGAUGCUGAUGUCGAAGAAAUCGAUGAUGAUGGCACUGCCACCAAAGACUCUGAUUCCACCAAAUUGACGGCGGGCGAUAAAGAUAAAGAUUCUUUAGAUCCUCCCGAACGUCCCAGCUCUUCGGGUAAGAAUAAAAAAUUGGCGAAAAAGGCAACCGCUGACGAAACAGUUGCAGUCAAUGCUAACGACAAGGCUGAGGAGAAUAAAAAGGCCGUAGAUGAAGCGACCAAGGAAACAAAAGAAAACAAAUCAGAAGCCAACGACGAUAUGACAGAAGAUGAAAAAAUUAAAGACAAGGAUAAUAAUGAUAAAGCAAAAGCUAAAGACACAGAACUUGAAACUGAAAAUGACAAAGAUAAAGAUAAAUCUUCUGCUGUAACAACUUCUGAUGUUUCCGAUAGCAAACUAGAGAAAAUGGAAGAGGAUAGUGAAACGGCGUCUGCUGUUGUUAUUGGUGAUAAAUCUGAGGCUGAUGCCACUACCACGGACAAUAGUAAUGAUACAACAGCAGCCGCUGCUACCGAUUCCAAUUCUAUGGAUGCCACCGUUUCCGAGUCUUGCGCUACAACUACUGCCGGUGCUGAUUCUCCUCUAGCCAGCACAUCGACUGAAACUGUUAACGUUGAGGAAGCUUCUUCAAAUUCGGCCUCUAAUACGGCCACAAAUACAUGUACUACCACCACCAUCACCUCAACUACCACUACUACCAAUUUAACUACUACCACUACAUCCACCACCACAUCUUCUACUAUUACCACCACCACCAAUUCAGCUACCACCAAUUCAUCUUCAAAUGAACAAACGCAAAAUGAUACUGUUAAUACCACAACCUCAUGUUUAGGCCUGGACGAAGAAGAAAGUGGUGCUGGUUCAUAUCCACCCACACAAGCGCCCAUUGAUGAUAAUUCCGCCACACUGUGGCCUUCCAUGCAAGAUUUAAAUACACGUCUACGACGUGUCAUCACAGCCUAUCAAAGAAACUACAAAAAAGAAGAAUUAAAACAACAACAAAAGGCCAAGCUACAAGCUUUGGUCUCCUCGACACCACCGCUGUCGGUGCCAACAACUCCAACAUUGCAAUCAAUGCAAAUGCAGAUGCAAAACACUUCAGGAGUUGCUACAGCUGCUAAUGCAUCAAAUCAAGAUCCUGGUAGUCGUAGUUUACAAUCAUUGAUACAAAAUCAAAAUAGUGUACUAUCAACGGGACCAAGUACUUCGGCGGCUGCUGCCGCUGCUGCACAAAAUGCUGCUCAAAAUGCUUCUAUACAGCAACAAUUACAACAACAGCAACAGCAGCAGCAACAUCAACAUCAACAACAGCAGCAGCAACUGCAACAACAACAACAGCAGCAACAACUACAACAGCAGCAGCAACAACAACAACAACAGCAGCAGCAACAACAACAGCAGCAACAGCAACAACAAGCUAGUGCUGCUGUUGCUGCACUUACCUCUACACCCAUGCCAACAGCGGCCGACAUUAGUUUAAUGCUGAACAUUUUGAAUACGACCGACGUUAGUCAAUUGGCUAAUUUGGAUAUCAAUAAACUGGCCAUGUAUUUGGUUAGUAUGAAUAAUAAAAUGGAACGUCAGGGUAAAAUGGAAAUAGCUGCCCGCGAACGUGAAAUGCAACGUUUACAGUGUAUACCUAAAAAAUGGAAUCGUCGUGAAGAAUAUGAGUUUCUACGUGUACUCACCGGUUACGGUGUAGAUCUUUUGCCACCCUCUGCCUUAACACCCGGUCUUACUACACUCUCUCCCGACUGGACUAAAUUUAAACAAAUGGCUCAUUUGGAGCGAAAAAGUGAUGAGACUCUGGGUGAUUACUAUAAAGUAUUUAUAGCCAUGUGUAAGAGACAGGCCGGCGUUAAGUUGUCUGAAAAUGAAAAGGGUCUAGAGGGCAUAAUUGAAGAUAUAAGUGAAGAUCAUGCUAAAUUAAUAUUAGAUCGUUUGGAAUUGCUAUCGAAAUUGCGUGAAAUAGCCAAACAUCCACAAUUGGAAGAACGUUUGAAAUUGUGUAUGGUAAAUGCCGAUACACCCGAUUGGUGGGAGCCUGGUAAACAUGAUAAAGAGCUAAUAGCAGCCGUACUCAAACAUGGUCUCUAUAGAUCGAAAACAUUUAUAUUUAAUGAUCACACCUUCUCAUUUGCCGAUUCUGAAAAGAGAUUUUUACGUGAAUUAGAGGCUCAAAUGCAACGUUCUAUUAAAUUGGAAGCCUUAAAUGCUGAGAAAUUAGCCGCAGCUUCUAAAGCAGCAUCCGUAAAAGAUGAAAUUAUCGAUUUGGAUGAAGAACUUUUAACCAAGGAUAGUUUGAUUAAAAAGGAAAAUUUCUCACCAGUUAAAACGGAAAUUAAAACAGAAUCCUUAACAAGUGAAGUUAAAACAGAAGUUGCCAAAAAGGAGCCAGGUGAAGAAGACAAAGAAAUGAAACCAGAAGAUUUAAAUACACCUAAAGAAGAUAUAGAAACACAAGAUUUAACAAAAGAUGAAGAUGAUGAAGUAGUAGUUAAGGAAAAGGACGAUAAAGAAACAGAAAUAAAAACUAAAACUGAAACUGAAACUUCAGAAAAUGUAGAAGAAGUUAAAGAAAAGUGUGUAGAAGAGGAAGAAGCUGCUAAGAAGGACAUUUCCAAAGAUGAAACAAUGGAGGUGGACAAUAGUGAGGAACAAGAGACAACAGAAGAUUUAAGUAAAUCUAAAGAAGAAGAUAAAUCUUUGGAAAAAGUUAAUAAAUCUAUGGAGGCAACAGAAACUAAAGAGGAAGACAAAAUCGAUUUAGAAAAAGAAAGUAAAAAAUCCGAUAACAAGGAAGAAGAAGAUGAGGUAUUAUGCUUAGAAAAGGAAAAAGAAAAAACAGAGGAAAGUAAAAAGGAACAAGAUAAGGAAUCUGAAAAAUCCGAAACUGAAACUGAACCUAAAGAAACAGCAACAGAAAAAGAAACUGAGAAAUUGGUUAAACCUAAAGAUGAUGAAGAAAUGCUGGACUUAACUACAGCUACUACCGGUUCAAAUGAUCCAGAUGAUGAGGAAGUUAUGAAGGAAAAAGAAAAAGCGGUCGAAGAAGAAUGCAAAAAACAGGCGGCCGAACUUAAAGCUAGAUUCCCAGAUUUAGAAGUUAUACAGCCGGGAGCUGCCAAACAGAAACAAGAAAAACCCAAACUUGAGAUAAGUAUUAGUUGGUUUAAAGAUUUCGCCUUGGAGAGACGUAUCUAUCAUAUUGUUUCCUGUAUUGAAACAGGCAAAUGGCCAGUGGAUAAAUCCUAUUCAGCCUUGGUGGGUUGCAAGGGUAUUGAACUUAAUAUAGGCUUACACGAAGCCAUACCACAUCUCAGUGUGGCGGUUGAAAAACGUUCUACUACCCCUGAUGUUAUAACCAUUACCACAGAUCAUGGUGUCACCAAACAUUUGUCCACUUCACAAGUGCAGCAAGUGGUUUCACCAAAUGUUACUAAUGCCACAACGGCGGCUAUAGUUUCCACAAAUGUGUCGGUGCCCACAAUUAAUACCACAAGUACCUCUUCCAAAUCGGCGUUGGCAUUGUCAACGUCGACGGUGGCGCCCAUAACUACCUCCUCUACCCCAUCUUCAGUACCAGCCAUGUCGCCAGCUUCGUCUGCUUCUUCAGCAGCUGCUGCGGCCGCCGCUGCUGCUGCUGCAGCCGGUUUGGGUGGCUUAGAUGCCAAUAGUUUUAAUGCCGCCAUGGCUGCGGCGGUGGCUGCCGCCGGAGGCAAUGCUAGUGCUUUAAGCGCUUUAUUGCCCGGUAUGUCUUUGACAUCUUUGCCUGGUUUAAAUAUACCCAAUGCCAGCAGUCCCGUUCCCAGUAAUAGCUCUACUACAACCAAUACAAAUUCGGGUAAAAAACGUAAACGUCAUAUUGCCAUCGAUGUGGAAACGGAAAGAGCCAAAUUACAUGCUCUUCUAAAUAGUGCUCAGACUUUGGCUCCCAAAGAUUGGGAAACAGAAAUUGCUAAUAUGACAGCAGCGGCUGCUGCUGCAUCCACUGGUGUUAGCACUUCUUCAAGGCGUCCCUCAUCAGCUGCUUCCCCAGCAGCUAAUUCUUCUCUAAGCAGUGCUUUGCAACCGCCACCAGCGCAUCAACAUGCUCCUUUGUCCAGACAAAAUUCAGGUCAAUUUAGUAAACCUGCUGUUCCACCAUUAAAAACACCACCACCCUCUUCUAUGGGUGGUGCCAUGGAUUUAUCUUCAAGCUUACCCAAAAUGAAUAUGGCUGAAAUAAUGAAAUCCGCUUCUUCUUCGGGAGCUAUCGAUUUAAGUGAGGUACAAGAUUUUUCCAUGAGUUCGAAAAAGCUAUCAUCAUCCUCAAGUUCAUCGUCAUCCGCACUGUCUGCUAAUACCUCAAGCAUACAUGCGGCUUUAAGUUCUGCAUUCCCCUCAAUGGCCAGUAAAGGUGGAAAACUUGAUGAUACCUUAAAUAAAUUAAUGAAGAAAAACAAUUGCACCAUUGAAGAACCAGUUGUAGGUAAAGAGAAGAAACGCAAGAAGUUGGAUGAAAUCGUCUUGGGUCUAUCGGCUGCCAAGGAACAAAAGACUUUCCCGGAUCCUUCCUUGCCCUCAUCUAAGAAGCCACAAAUACCACCCAGUGUUUCGGUAACCCCCGCUAAUAUACCAACAUCCAUGUCUUCACAACAACAAAAUCAAAAACCUUUUACUAUCACUGUUACGACAGUGCCCGGAAAAGGUAAAGGUAGCUCUUCAUCGGCUGGACAAUCGACUUCGACAUCAUCGUCGUCUUCGGCUAAUACUGGUUUGUCGGCUUUACAAAGUAUGGCUGGCAUGGGUGGUCUAUCGGCCAAGGAUAGUCUUAAUGCUUUAUUAGCUCAAACAAUGGCCACAGAUCCGCAAACGUUCCUUAAGCAACAGCAAAAGAUGAUGCAAUGUUUGCCACCAGCUCAACGUAAACUUUAUGAAAGUAUGUUGGCUGAUAUGGAACAGGCUAUGAAGUCAAAUAAAUAUGGUUCUCCUCAUGAUACCAAGGUUGAUAAAUGGCUAACUGAUGUCAAUUCUCCCUUAACAAUGGACUAUACCGGCGGCGCAUCCUCGGCCAAUAGUACCAGCAGUAGUAAUACGCCCAGUUCAAACAGUCGUAGAUCUAGUCGCCAACAAUCGUCAACACCCACACAACAAUCAUUAAGCGCAUCUCAGAUGUCAUCGUCGAAAUCCUCUAAUUCUUCAUCGCACAGUCAAUCGCAUCAACAUCAACAACAGCAACAACAAUCAUCAAUGGGAGGACCACCACCUGGUCUAACCGGCGAUGAACCAGUGCCGGUAAUAAAUAAACAAACUGGCAAAAGACUGACCGGUAACAAAGCACCUCAACUAAAGAGAUUAAUGCAAUGGCUCACAGAAAAUCCCAAUUAUGAAGUUGAUCCCAAGUGGUUGGAACAAAUGCAAAAUCCCAUGUCUGCUCCUUCACCUAAACCUAUGGAAUCAUCAUAUAGUUCGAGCAGUAAAUCUCAUACAGGCCGACCAUCCUCUACAUCCAGCAAUGCCUCCUCCGGCAGCCAUUCGAAUUCUCAGCAACAGUCUUCGUCGCAGUCUACAUCUUCGAAUUCCAGUUCUUCGAAGAAAUCCUCACGGCAGUCGGCCAUGGAUCAGGCUAAUGCUGCAAUGCAGUUCGGCUCAUUAGCGGGUUUAAAUCCCAGUCUUUUGGCCGGUCUUCCCAAUUUGGGUGGAUUCGAUCCCAAGAAUCCUCUUUCAGCCUUUGAUCCCAAGAAUCCUUUAUUGUCUAUGCCGUUUGCUGGUAUGCCUGGCAUGGGCAAUAUACCCGGUUUGGGUAAUCUAAACAAUAUGAACCUUUUCGCCAGUUUGGCGGGUAUGGGAGGUUUAGGCAAUUUAGCUGGCAUGGAUACACAAUCUUUGGCCGCUCUUAUGGCAGCAGCUGGACCUGCUUUAAGUGGUUUAGGCGGUGUUACGGGUAGCUCCUCAAACAGCGGAUCGAACAGUAAAAACUCCUCACAAUCGAAUACAUCAUCGAGUAAAAAGAGCAAAAAUGAUCAACAGGCUCAGCAAAAUGCUGCAGCCGCCGCUGCUGCUGCAGCCGCGGCAGCUUUAGGAGCUAGUUCCUCUACGGGUAGUAAUAACUCGUCAUCGGGAUCAAAUUCUAAGAAUUCUGCUGCUGCAGCAGCUGCCUCAGCUUCCCAAUUGGCGGCAGGCUUCCCCUUCUUAUUUGCCAAUCCCUCACUUCUGUAUCCACCCAUGGGUAUGAGUGGCUUAAAUCCAUACUCUUUGGGUUCCACCGGUUUGGGUUCGGCCUAUGAUCAAUUGGCCCAACAGUAUUUAAUGAAUGGAGCUUCCUCAGCCGGUUCCACUUCCACAACACAAUCCAAGGCUCAUCAAUCACAGUCCAAAUCAUCCAACUCUCGUUCAUCAGCCUCCUCAGCAGCUGCCUCAUCGGCGGCCCAGGCAGCAAGUCUCAUGAAUGCAAUGGCUGCCAGCAUGUCUGGUUCCAGCGGUCAAGGUUCUAGUUCAACACAAUCGUCCUCAUCACGCGGUCGCCAAUCGUCAGCCAGCAGAGCAGCUGCCCAAGCUUCUGCAGAAAUGGCUCAAUUAUCUAAUCUAUUAUUGCCUCCAGCAGAUGCUCAAAUUUUGGAAUCAUUCUCAAGAAUGGCAAAUAUGGAUUUGGCUCAGGCCACUAGACUCAUGAACUCCUUAGGCAUGCCACCAAUAUCCGGUUCAUCAACUUCAUCUUCCAACACCGUUAGUGAGAAGAGAUCUUCUUCGAGUUCAUCCGCCUCAAAUGCUGCAGCCGCAGCUGCUCAACAGGCUGCCAAGGAACAACAGAAACUUAUGGAACAGUUGGCUAGAGGUCAGUUGCCAACAGACUUAGCUACACUACAAGCCUUAUCACAAGGCAAACUGCCACCCUCUAUGACCGGCGCCACCAGCAGUUCUUCAAGUAAUACCUCCUCUUCUAAUACAUCCAACAGCAAGAGUGCUAAGGCAGCGGCCGCCGCGGCUGCUGCAGCUGCUGCCGCCUUACCACAAAUACCCGGUAUGCCUGCUGAUUUCAGUCAAGCCUUUUUGGCCGAAAUGGCAGCUCAAGCUAUGGCGGCUGCUGGUAGCUCCUUACCACUUACCGGGCCCGGUUCUCUGGCCAGCUUAACAGGUAGUUUGGCUGGUCUCACUGGAGGCUCCUCCACCACUACCAGCUCUUCAUCAUCGUCGGCCUCGAAGAGACAAAGAGAUCAAGAUGCUUUAGCCAAGGAUGCCUUCCAAAAACAAAUGGACUAUUAUACCAAACAAUUGGGCUUGGGCUCUGGCAUUUCCCUAAUACCCACUUCGGCAUCGGCCACCACACCCUCCUACUCGAACACCUCGUCUUCACAGGAUGACCAUCAUAAGUCCAAGAGACAGCGUACUGAUACAUCAGCAUCGCUUAAAGACGACCUAAAUACUGCAGCAGCUUUGGCAGCUGCGGGUUUUCCUUUAAAUCUGGGUGGAGGCAUGACAAGUAUAGAGAAAUCUAUUCGAGGCUCCUCUUCAUCGUCUACUAGCCAACAACCGGAGGCCGAUAAGGUAACCUUAACGCCAUUGAAUUCAGCGGGCAUAGCGGCCAACUUACCCUCACAAACGACCAUAACAAUAGCACCGCCCAUAAGUUCGGGAGCCAGUUCAAGCAGUGAACGUUCCGAACGUAGUGAAUCUAGAAUAUCUUUGACCAUUACAAAUGCGGCAGAGGCAGCCAAAAUGCCACCACCCUACGAGGAAGCCGAUGAACUGAUAAUACAACCAAUACUCAAAAAACCCGCAUCAUCAGCUCAAACGCAAUCACAACAACAACAGCAACAACAAAAUCCAUCCACAUCCAACUCACAAAUACCACCACCCACCUCGACAGCAAAUACUAGCACAGCCAGCGCAGGUUCACACAGCGGUAGCAUAGAAGAUUUAGCCACUGAAUCGGGUAAUAAUACUUCUGCCUCGUCCACUAACGAAGAGACACGUAGAUCUUCGGGUCGUCUAAAACGUCCACGUUCUGGGGCCGAUCAUUCCCUCAUUAGCGAACAGCCACCAGAGAAAAGACGCGAAUUAAGAUCCACACGCCACACACGUCAAUCGUCAUCAGGUAGUGCCGAUAAUUCUUUAAAUCUGUCCACAAGUAGUGAAAACGAAGAAAAACAAGAAUGAGUUUUAAGGCGCUUAAGGCGCACAUCUAUAAAUAAAUAGUAGGAAAUUAUUGUUAAAGGACGCCGUCAGAGGAGAAAAUGAAAAUAAAUUUAAAUGGGUUGGUGGGAGAGUAAAAGAAUAAACAAGAAAGAAAGAAAAAGAUCAAGCUGCUUUAAAAGAAUAUAGGGGACUUACAAAGAAAGUUAAUUAACAGCUGUUUAAAAGCAAAAAACAGAGAAAAAAAAAAAGAGUAGAACUUUUUAUUAGUUUUUAGUAAAGAGAAAAAAACAAAAUAAAAAAACAUUAAUUAUAAACUAAAGAGUAAAUAUCACAGAAAGACUCUUUAUAAAAGUAUAAAUAAAAAAACAACUGCGAAAGCAAGUAAAAUUU
Messenger RNA from Lucilia cuprina (Australian sheep blowfly), 19111 nucleotides. It is a transcript of the gene kis, whose product is annotated as mucin-19. The record is from RefSeq and is a predicted model, not a curated record. The transcript has 17 exons. Lineage: Eukaryota; Metazoa; Arthropoda; Insecta; Diptera; Calliphoridae. The coding region runs from base 362 to 18742 and encodes 6126 amino acids. Gene Ontology annotation, molecular function: ATP-dependent chromatin remodeler activity; ATP binding; protein binding.